Messenger RNA from Linepithema humile (Argentine ant), 4538 nucleotides. RefSeq lists its product as uncharacterized. The record is from RefSeq and is a predicted model, not a curated record. Gene Ontology annotation, biological process: canonical Wnt signaling pathway; regulation of transcription by RNA polymerase II. NCBI's taxonomy places the organism in Eukaryota, Metazoa, Arthropoda, Insecta, Hymenoptera, Formicidae. Gene Ontology annotation, molecular function: DNA-binding transcription factor activity, RNA polymerase II-specific; RNA polymerase II cis-regulatory region sequence-specific DNA binding. Gene Ontology annotation, cellular component: beta-catenin-TCF complex; chromatin.
GCUCGCACGAGGAGCGCGGGCUCCUCCGGAUCUACCGCGGAUCUUCGCCGUGCGCUGCCAGGUGAUCCGCAUUCGCAUAGGUACGGGAUCGAUUCACGUUCGCCAAACAAUGCGCGUAUCCGUGUGACCGGAGCUCGUCGCGAGCACGAUAGAAUAGAGCGCGAUGUCGCCUCGCGGUGGCAAGUGCGCGCGUGUCAGCAAAGUGGCAGCCACGAAGGGGCGCCAAGUGCGCGCCCAGCAGCACGGCUCUCCGAGUCUCGAAGCUGAAGAAACAACGACGACGACGACGGCGCCGACGGCGGUAACGACGACGACCGCCACAACGACAACGGCGACGUCGACAACGACGACAAUGACGUCAAGCGGAACGGCAAUCGCGACAACGAGAAUGGACAAGCCCGCGGCAACGACGGCGUGCAACGAGGGUCGAUCGCAGUGGACUGGGCGCAUGCGCCAGUCCCUGGAGAGCAGCUCCGAGCCAGCCCGUGAAAACGGUGCCCCGGUGCAUCGUUAUCCGGAGAGGCAACGACGACGGGAGAGACACGCCGCGGGGAGGAAGCAUCGACCGCCAACGAGAAACGCCGACGAAAACGCCACCGUCGCCUCCUCGUGCUCAACGUCGUCGUCCACGUCGUUGUCGUCGCCGUCCUCUUGCGCGUCCUCGCGCCGUUCGACCUCCCCACCGUCGUGUGCCUCGUCCCCGGCGCGAUCUUCCACCUCGUCGUCGGUCACGAGCGAUCCGCUAGCGAUCAAAUUAGCGGCCGGGGACAGUCGUCGAAAGAGCGACCAUCACGGCGACGAGGGACUCGCGAAGCGGAAGCGGAACGCCGCGGGAGCAAGAAGGAACAACGACGGGACGGUUCAUGGAUCGACAGAGACGACCACGUCGGUCUCGACUUCCUCCUCAACAACUGUGUCUUCCCCUUCGCCGUUCCCCUCUCCGGUGUCCACGUCCUCCGCGUCUUGUCGGACGACGGCGGCGACGACGGCGACGCCGCCGCGCGCCGCCUCAUCUACAUCCGCCAUCGAGAGGCUAAGGAACGCCUUGGAGAACUACGAUCGCAGCCGGAUUUACCUCGCCCACGUUUGUUACCUGGACUGGCGGGACCUGCCGGGUAAACGACGCGGCGGCGGCGGCGGCGAUCGCGACGCAACGAGACGCUGCGAACGGGUGUGGGUGGUGGGGGCGGCGGAUCACGAAGGUCACCAUCGGACGCGAUUGUUGGUGGCCGGUCGCCACUGGCGUCCACGUUGCCUACGCAGGGUCAACAUGCUCAAUCAGCCUGUGGUUUACGCCGGCGGCGGCAGGGGUUCUCUAACGGCCGAUCUCUUUCUCUGGUGGUUUCACCGUGAGUUCGCCGUCACGGCAAUGGCGAUGCAUCCGGACGGCGCCGUGCUGGUGGCCGAGAGUGCCGAUUAUCUGCCGCCGGAGGGUGAUUGCGUCGCCGCGGACGGCCUAGUGCGACUCUUCGUCGUACCGAAGGACUGCAUGGAGACACGACUGGUCGUCCGGGAGCUGAGAGUGCGAUUGGCCACCGGAAUAUUGUCGAGAGCGCGUUCCGGUGUUUACUGCGAUAAAUCCAACACCUCAAGCUCGCCCGCGGAAGGGAGCAGCAGCGAUCAUCGGCUGGACGCGUACCUGAAGAAGUUCACGCUGAAGGAGGCGUUCGCGGACCUGCAUCGCGCCUGGCUCAGCGUCCGAUCGGAGACCUUCGCGCGCAGCUGGACAUUGCCGCGCGCCGAUCGCGAGGAUCAUCCGCUGACGGGGUGCAACGGCGCCAUAUUGCCGCACAGAAUCCACGCGGUGGAUCAGGAAGAGGAUAGGAUGCUGCUCGUCGAGCUGCAGGGUCUCGCCAGGGAGGUCGGACUGAAGGUCGGCGACGACGAUCUCGGCAACUGGAUCGUCGACGAGGAGAGCGCGCUGGCGCGUCUCGUCAAGAAGAGAGAACCAGACGAGGAGCAGCAGCAGCACUGCCGAGUGAAGAUCGAGGCGGAGGACAGAUGGUCGGAUCGCAACGGCGACGAGGAUGAGGACGGGCACGACGGCGGCACCGAGGAGGACGACGGCGAAGACGAGACCACCGCCGAAGAGGCUGUCGGCUUACUCUCGAGAGUGCUAACCUGGAUGGAAAGGGAACCCCUUGAUCCGGGACUCCUGCUUGCGGUCAGAUCGAUGCGCGAUACCGCCGCACUUAUGGCAAGUAAGAUGGGCUUGGCGGGAACGCAUCCAGGCGGUCUGCCCUUCUUCUGUCCGAACGGGGACCACCUGACGCAACCGCCACCCGCCCAUAUGGGCAUACCGCCGUACGGAGCGCUAGAAGCAAACAAAGCGGCUGCCGCAGCUGGCCUCACGAGAGCACCGAUGUACCCUUUCUCGACGGGCCAGUAUCCAUAUCCUAUGCUUAGUCCGGAAAUGACGCAAGUCGCCGCUUCCUGGCAUACGCCAAGCAUGUACCCCAUCACGUCGGCGAAUCCCGGCUUCCGAAGUCCGUAUCCCACGAGUUUACCCAUCACCAGCUCCAGUUUACCAAGUGAUCUCUACCGGUUUUCGCCGACGGGCCUCAUGCCCCCUCAUCCCGGCCUGAGUCCGCACGCACACGCGCUAGCGUCACACGCGCUGGUGUCCUCGGCGCCGAAGGCGGAUCACUCCACCCUGGAUCACAAUCACAGGUCUACGAUAGAGCAGAAAAACUCCACGUCGUUACCUUCGGAUAAUGCGAAAGCUCAGGACACGGGCCAGCAGAAUAAUCAAGAUAAAAAGAAACCCCAUAUAAAAAAGCCUUUGAACGCGUUUAUGCUGUAUAUGAAGGAGAUGAGGGCGAAGGUUGUGGCAGAGUGUACCUUAAAAGAGAGUGCCGCGAUCAACCAAAUAUUGGGAAGACGAUGGCACUCGCUAAGCCGGGAGGAGCAGGCGCGGUAUUAUGAGGCGGCCAGGCAGGAACGCCAUCUCCAUCAGCAACGAUACCCCGGCUGGAGUGCCAGGGAUAACUACGGAUAUGGCAGCAAGAAGAAGAAGAGGAAGAAAGAGCGCUCCGCAGAUCCCACCGGAGGCAAUAACAUGAAGAAAUGCCGCGCCAGGUAUGGAUUAGACCAGCAAAGCCAGUGGUGCAAACCCUGCAGACGUAAGAAGAAAUGUGUCAGGUACUUGGGGGAGGGAGGAGACGGUGAUGGCGAAGCCGACGGUGAAGCCGAGGACGAUCAUUCGGAGGAUAACCUGGGCAGCGUAGGAGAGGCGGGUACGCCCGAGGAGGACGAGUCCCUGAGCAGUCCUGGGGGCCUCUCCGCGUUGUCUAGUCUGGCGAGCCCUUCGUUGGUCUUACCAUCGCCCUCGAGCCUGGCCAGCCCGUGCCCGUGCCCGUUGACGCCCCCGGUGCCACCCCCGCCUCUGCCGAACACGAGCCAACCGCCGCACAAUCAGUCGGCGACGACGACGGCGACAACGGCGGCGCUGCAGCAACCGCAACCGAUCCCGCCGCCCCAUCGCAAUCCCGUCGGCACGAAUCCCCACGACAUCAACAAUCCGCUUAGCGUGAAUCAGCUGACUGGGCAGUGUAUAAAGAGCGAGCCCGCGCCCUCGGGCCCCUCCAACCCGGCGAUCAGUGUUACGUAGCCCCGGCCGGACCCACGUGGCCAGACUGUUACUGCUCGCGGUGUCAUCUACGGGGUCCGUCUACGUACGCAUGUGACAAGGAGGCCGGACGACGCACUGCCGAGGAUAAUGAGAAAGGCAAGCAGAAGGGAGGCAGUUUGUCUUGUUUCUCCCGCAAUUCCAGCCUGACCAACAGGGACCAGGUAGGAGUUUUGAAGGUUCAAUGGAGUCGUCCAAACCGCUGGAUUCCGCUGGAUUCCGAUUGGAACAGCUGAUCAUUGCUGAGUGCAUUGGUGAAGUCAGAUGCAGUAGUCUGCAAUCUGAGGGGCAGAUCUGCUGAUGAUUCAAAUUCGUGUAAGAAGAAGUCGUCGAUCGCCAUGUCGUCGUUGUGAAUGACGGCGUUGCCUUCAGUUCGUUCUUUCCUGACUCAGCAUCCAGCCUCGCGCUCUUGUCCAUUCAUGUUGGAACAGAGAUCAUCCAGUGUCCAAAGUCGGGAAUAACAAUCGCGGUGAAUGUUGAUACAUGUGUACGAACGAACAGAAAAAAGUACGAUGCAGAAAUACUCAGGACCAAGUGUUUGGCUGUAGUCACCCGCUCGACGGCGGAAGAUGUAAGCGAGAUGUAAAGCGUGAGAGAGAGAGAGAGAGAAAGAGAGUAUGUAUGCGUGCAUGCAUGCGUGCGUACGAAUCUAGGGGGGGAGGGCAAGGUGCACGUCUGAUAAUAAUGCGACCGAGAGGAGAGAGCAGGCUUUGCAGAAGGCGCGCGUGACGCAGCUUGUAGUCCUUGUUACGUUGUGAUGCCAAUGACUGAGAGGUCAUGUUCCUGUGCCAGCGACUAUACUCUAGAAAAGUAAUUAAUAUCGCGGACGAAGUAGCUAGGAUCCGCGUAAAGUGGAGGAGAGCCGCGAAAAAAAAAAAAAUAAAGGAAAACGGAAGUUGGGCGCGCGCGA